GCAUAAGUAUAUGUUUUACUUGGUAAAGUGUCAUGUAUCUGAUCCGAACUGCCAAACUGCUUCUGCCACAUAUGUAUGUGUAUCUCUGGAUGAGUGUGGAGAGACAAAACAGAAAAGCCUAGUUAGUAAUAAGUUAAGAUGCGGCCGUCAGUAGGUUUCAUCAUUUCGUGCGCGUUUAUAGCAUUUAUCUUGCAUUCCAUUUACACAUUGGUGCAAAUAUACAGUGCCCCAUACUGCACUGGUGAUGAGGUAUGUUACACCUCAUAUUUGAACAACAAGCCCCGCAUGGAGCUGCUGGUGUACACUUCUGAUAUGGGUAGGUCCCAUGCUACUCCGAUUCUGCAUGUGAACAACUUCAAUUAUAAUGAACCAAUGGAAAAGGUCAUUGAAAUUGAUGUAAGUGAUUCUGCAAGGAGCAAUGGGAGCAUGUUGAUCCAUACUGUACUGUUUCCGGCGAGAGGAAAUGCAGAGUUUAUACCGCUGAGCGACGCCAAGAACUUGGCGGACGCUGUGUACUUGAAGAGUAAGUUAACGAAGCACAUCGUGCCUAGAGGGGCGGCGUUCAAUUUGCUUCAGGAGGAGGCGAAGAAGAAGUCUGUGAAGCCUGUAACCCAUAUGAAGUCCAAGUAUGUGAUGGUGAUGUGCAACGAGGAGUUGCACGUGCCGCAUCUGAACGUUCCCUUCGAGCUCGUACGGUACAUGAGGAUUAACAGCAAGAGGCAGUUUAUGCCGAUCCUCAUACAGGAUCUGCUGCAGACCAGGAUGAAGGACUUGGAAGAGGUGUUGGCGGACACGUACCGCAUGAACUUUACGUUCGCGUACUCUCCAACCUCGAUAGGGAAGUUCAAGUUCCUGGUGCAGAUGGAGGGCACGUUCGUGAAUUUCAUGAACCUCGGCUUCACCGCAAAGGACGUCGACGAGGUCAAGGGCGUGUUCGCGGACACCAAUUUGUAUCUUUUGUGCAUGACUUUGUUUAUCGGAGGAAUUCAUCUGUUGUUAGACUUUUUAUCGUUUAAAAAUUACGUGACUUUCUGGAAAUCGCACAAGACGAUGGCCGGCCUCUCCAUGCGCACCGUCCUCUGGAGGACAUUCUCGCAGACGGUCAUCUUCUUGUAUCUUCUCGACGAGGGCACAUCCCUAUUCGUCCUCAUUCCCAGCGCAAUUGGUACAGUGAUCGAGUUUUGGAAGAUCACGAAGAUUUAUAAGAUCACCAUCGGUUGGUCCGGCAUCAAGUUUAACACAAAUAUACAGGAUACAGAUGUUGAGGCAAAAACCAAGAAAUACGACAAGGAAUCCAUGAAAUACUUGAAUUAUAUUUUGUACCCACUUUUACUGAGCGCAGCCGUUUAUUCUUUGGUUUACCGGCCGCACAAAAGCUGGUAUUCUUGGACAAUCCACAGUCUAUCCAACGGUGUCUACGCAUUUGGAUUUCUAUUCCUCUUGCCUCAACUCUUCGUAAACUAUCGAUUGAAGUCCGUCGCUGCUCUGCCUUGGAGAGCUUUCAUGUACAGGGCGUUCAAUACCUUCAUCGAUGAUAUCUUCGCCUUCAUUAUCACUAUGCCAACUUCGCACAGACUGGCGUGCUUUAGCGACGACAUCGUAUUCUUCGUCUAUCUAUACCAGAGAUGGCUGUAUCCAGUCGACAAAAACAGAGUAGAAGAUGAUGGUACUGAGGAGAUCAACGACGCGACCAUCAAUGACAAGAAGAAGAUUGAAUAGGUUCAAAAGUUAUUAAAUACAUUCCAAAAGUA
Messenger RNA from Nicrophorus vespilloides, 1751 nucleotides. RefSeq names its product cleft lip and palate transmembrane protein 1-like protein. The transcript is spliced from 6 exons. Gene Ontology annotation, cellular component: membrane; endomembrane system. The record is from RefSeq and is a predicted model, not a curated record. The coding region runs from base 139 to 1719 and encodes 526 amino acids. NCBI's taxonomy places the organism in Eukaryota, Metazoa, Arthropoda, Insecta, Coleoptera, Silphidae.